AAAUAUAUCCUAUCAUAUGUAUUCCGUUCUCUGCUCCAGCUUUCCUUAAUGUCUAGCCGACACACUUCUCCAUUCUCCACCGUCUGGAUCCUCCUAUCUUGCACCACUCCACGUUCUUGAAGCUUUCUCAGUUCUUCACCAUUCUCCACCAUUUGGAUCAUCCUAUACUUGCAUCAGUCCAAGUUCUUGAAGAUGGGGGGACAUAAUAAUGUUACUACCGGAGAAGAUAUGAGAUGGCCUGAAAAAAAUGAGGAUGCUUUUUUGGCAAAUUUAUAUGAGAGAGUCAAAAGGCAUCCAAAUGGAACACCUAGUUUUAAGCAAGUGGAUUGGAAUGAGAUAGAUGAGGAAUUAUUUUCAGCUAUUGGGCAAAAAUAUGGAGCAGAAAGAUUGCAAGGAAAGUACAACCGUCUAAGAUUGAAACAUCGGCAAUUUUCUGACUUGAUAAGUCAUACUGGAGUUACAUAUAGUUCAAGCUCAAAUCAAGUAUAUGCCACAGAAGAAGUUUGGAAAAUGUUCAAGAAGAAGCAUAAGAACUAUAUCACAUUUAAGUCAAAGGGAUGCCGCAAUUAUGAAAUGCUUGGUCAAAUAUUUAAUAAUUCUUCAACCCAUCAUGCAUCUACUCAAUUACCUCUUAAUUCUGAUGGAAAUCACCAAAAUGAGGAACAAUUUUUUAGCCAAGGGGUUCAUGUCAUUGAAGGGGAAAAGUCUUGUGCUGGGAGUUCUAGAGGAAAACGUCCAAUUGAUGACUAUCUAGCUGGCUGCAAUUGUGUUAACAAGGAAACCAAGCUUGAAAAUUUUGAUUUCUGUUUGGAAAUUCUGGCAUCUUCUCUAAGUGCUAGAGCUGAAAGAGAUUUAGCUAAAGCAAAAAAGUAUAAAGAAAUGCCCGAGCAAGCUACAAGGGCUCCAUACUCAAUCGAUGAGUGCAUGGAUGAACUGGAGAAUCUUGAUGAUGUAUCUGAUACUUCUUAUAUCAAAGCUCUUGAAAAGUUUAAAGAUCCGGAUUGGAGAAUAAUGUUUGUGAAAAUGUCUCUUGUUAGAAAGAAGUCUUGGCUCAAGAGCCUAGAAUGAAAGCUGUAAAUGGAGUAGAAAAUUGGAAAAUGGAACAUUUGAGUUAGAGUUAGAACAAUUUCUGUAAUUUUUAUAGAAGCUAGUUUCCAUGGUAUGUGCUCUGUACAUGAUACGUUUUUCCAAUCCAAAUGAGUGAAUGAUAAUAUAUACGGAGCUAUUUAUCAA
Molecule: messenger RNA, 1233 nt
Organism: Populus trichocarpa (black cottonwood)
Lineage: Eukaryota; Viridiplantae; Streptophyta; Magnoliopsida; Malpighiales; Salicaceae
Exons: 4
Coding region: 193-1068 (291 amino acids)
Source: RefSeq, a predicted model, not a curated record